Oldenlandia corymbosa var. corymbosa is the source of this 1920-nucleotide messenger RNA. The record is from the annotation of a GenBank genome assembly. Lineage: Eukaryota; Viridiplantae; Streptophyta; Magnoliopsida; Gentianales; Rubiaceae.
AUGCAAGAAUCUAAAGGCUCUCAGCAAGCCUAUUCUGAACUUAGCAGAAACUACAGUUCUGCAACUGCAACAACAGUCUAUUAUGUUCAUUCAAUCCCGGGUACCGGUCGGCUUCUCCCUUCUUCUAGUCGUUGGAACUCAAUUGAACUUGACUCUAACCAUCUUCUCCCUGAAGCUUCUAAUGGCCGGCUGGAUUCGCUUCCUUCCAGAUUCACAAAGAUCAUUGAUUUUAACCUCACAAUCAGGGAUAAAAACCAUUUCAAGCGUUUUUGUUAUACAUGUGCCACCAUGAUUAUCAUGAUCGUGGUUGCACUUCUGCUGGUAAGGUUUCUACAAGGCCAAAGGCAACAACACCAUGGUCAUUUGAUGGACCUCAAACUUGCCAUUAAUCAAGCUCUCCUUUUCUUUGAUGCACAAAAGUCGGGGCCUUUGCCGGAGAAUAGUAAGAUCAAGUUUAGAGCUGAUUCUGGAUUGCAUGAUGGAACCACUUCAGCUACACAAAUAGAUCUUGUUGGAGGUUAUUAUGAUUGCGGGAAUAAUAUGAAGUUCAGCUUUACCACCGCGUAUGCAGUUACUCUAUUGAGCUGGUCAGUAAUUGAGUAUCAUGAAAAAUAUGAUAAUAUUCAAGAACUUGAACAUGUCAAAGAUCUUAUAAGAUGGGGUAGCGAUUACCUCCUUAAGAUAUUUAGUCCUCCCAAUGCGAGUAGUCCAGCAAAACUGUAUUCUCAGGUUGGCAGUCCUGGGAAUGAUACUAGUGGAGGGAAUACUCGGGAUAACGAUAUUAGUUGUUGGCAAAGGCCAGAAAACAUGAGCUAUGAAAGGCCUGUUUCAACUUGUGACAUGAAUGCAUCAGAUCUUGCAGGGGAAAUAAUUGCAGGCAUGUCUGCCGCAGCAUUAGUAUUUAAAGAGGACAACGAGUAUUCUACAAAGUUGGUCCAAGCCGCGGAAGAAUUGUUUAAUCUCACCACGAAUUUAGAUCCUUCACAGAAACCGGGCAUGUAUACAUCAAAUGAUGAUUGUGGAGGAAGAGCAAGAGAGUUUUAUAACUCAACUAGUUUUAGAGAUGAAUUGGUUUGGGGAGCAACUUGGUUGUUCUUUAUUAGUGGUAACAGCAGCUACCUUGACUAUGCAAUAGCUAAUUUUGGUUCAGCAGAGGAAGAAGAACAAUCAUCCGAACAGGAGAUUCUCAAUUGGAAUAACAAACUUGCUGCGAAUGCUAUUUUGCUGACACGACUCAGGUAUUUCCGGGACCCUGGCUACCCCUAUGAACCUACCUUGAUAUCGACAACAAAUAGGAGUGACCUACUCAUGUGCUCUUACACUUCCAAUCUGAAGUUUCCGAAGACAGAAGGUGGAUUGGUUCUAUUAAAGCCGGAUUACGAUGCACCAUUGCAAUAUGCUGUAACAGCAUCUUUCCUGACCAAAUUGUACGGUGACUAUCUAGCCCUAUUGCACGUCUCUCAUGUCAGUUGUGCCGGAUCAUUACUUUCCUUGGAAACUCUAAGGGAUUUUUCGCUAUCACAAGUUCACUACAUUUUGGGAAUUAAUCCAAGUAAAAUGAGCUACCUGGUAGGAUAUGGUGAUCGGUAUCCAAGCCAAGUUCAUCAUAGAGCAGCAUCAAUUCCUUGGGAUAAUAAAUCGUACACAUGUGAACAAGGGGAUCAUUGGCUUUAUAAGGACAGUUCAAAUCCGAAUCUUCUUCAAGGAGCUAUGGUUGCAGGCCCGGACAAGAAUGACAAUUUCUUCGAUAAGAGAGCAGACAAGAGAUUCACAGAGCCAAGCAUUUCAGCAAACGCUGGACUAGUUGCAGCCCUUGUCGCACUUCUUGAUACUCCUAGCCACUUUUGGAAUGCUAAUGGUGUAAAUUUAGGUAUAGACAGGACAACUAUGUUAGAGAACAUAAACACUAAUCCUACUUAA